AUGCUAAAGAUCCUUGUCCCAACCCUCAUGCUAAUUCCCACAACCUGGCUUGUUCCCGCCAAAUGAUUGUGGCCCUCAACUCUCACGUACAGCCUAAUGAUUGCAGUAACUAGCUUCGCCUGAUUUAAGAGCACCUCAGAGGUCGGGUGAACAACCCUGAACUCCUACAUAGCUACUGACCCCUUAUCAACCCCCUUGCUCGUGCUCACAUGCUGGCUUUUGCCUCUUAUGAUUCUUGCAAGCCAACACCACAUGGGCACUGAGCCCCUAAAUCGUCAACGAGUCUAUAUCACCCUCCUGACCUCCCUCCAGUUUUUUCUUAUUUUAGCCUUCAGCGCCACCGAACUUAUUAUAUUCUACGUAAUAUUUGAAGCUACUCUACUCCCCACACUAAUAAUCAUCACCCGAUGAGGAAACCAGGCUGAACGCUUAAAUGCGGGAGUAUACUUCUUAUUCUACACAUUAGCAAGCUCCCUCCCGCUUCUUGUUGCACUCCUAAUCCUCCAAAACACUAGCGGUACACUCUCCCUUCUAACCUUGCAAUAUAUAAACCCCCUGAGCCUAACAACAUACGCAGACAAGCUAUGGUGAGCCAGCUGCCUCCUCGCAUUUUUAGUAAAAAUACCUCUUUAUGGAGUCCAUUUAUGGCUACCCAAAGCCCAUGUUGAAGCCCCCGUCGCAGGCUCAAUGAUUCUUGCUGCCGUACUCCUAAAGCUAGGGGGUUACGGUAUAAUGCGAAUAAUGUUGAUUCUCGAACCCCUCACAAAGGAAAUACUCUAUCCCUUUAUUGUCUUCGCACUCUGAGGUGUUGUAAUAACGAGCUCAAUUUGUCUCCGCCAAACAGACCUUAAAUCGCUAAUCGCUUAUUCCUCAGUUAGUCAUAUGGGCCUUGUAGUGGCUAGCAUUCUCGUGCAAACCCCGUGAGGCUUUGCAGGAGCACUAAUUCUUAUGAUCGCCCACGGCCUCACAUCCUCCGCCCUUUUCUGUUUAGCAAACACUAACUACGAACGUAUCCACAGCCGAAGUAUUCUUCUAGCCCGGGGCCUUCAGGCGGUCCUACCUUUAAUAGCUACAUGGUGAUUCUUCGCUAGCCUAGCUAACUUGGCCCUUCCUCCCCUCCCUAACCUCAUGGGAGAACUAAUGAUUAUUACCUCACUAAUUAACUGGUCCUCUUGAACCUUAAUGCUUACUGGAGCGGGGGUGCUUAUCACCGCCAGCUACUCAUUGUACAUGUUUAUCACAACCCAGCGGGGGCCCCUGCCCAAUCACCUAAUUGCCCUGGACCCCUCACACACUCGGGAACACCUAAUUAUGGCCCUGCACCUCCUCCCCCUUAUUUUACUCAUCCUUAAACCUCACCUAAUCUGA
Messenger RNA from Bicyclus anynana (squinting bush brown), 1368 nucleotides. Its product is annotated as NADH-ubiquinone oxidoreductase chain 4-like. NCBI's taxonomy places the organism in Eukaryota, Metazoa, Arthropoda, Insecta, Lepidoptera, Nymphalidae. The record is from RefSeq and is a predicted model, not a curated record. The transcript has a single exon. Gene Ontology annotation, biological process: aerobic respiration; ATP synthesis coupled electron transport; electron transport coupled proton transport. Gene Ontology annotation, molecular function: ubiquinone binding; NADH dehydrogenase (ubiquinone) activity.